Molecule: messenger RNA, 1264 nt
Organism: Paramecium sonneborni
Lineage: Eukaryota; Ciliophora; Oligohymenophorea; Peniculida; Parameciidae
Source: the annotation of a GenBank genome assembly
AUGGAAUAAUUGCAGACUUUAAAAUCAUAUUAUGAUUAGUUAAUCAAAGAAUUAGAGAAAAAAUUUGAAGAAAAGUUAUCAUAAUUAAACAAAAGGUAUCAUGUAAUGGAAACCUUUUUGAAAUAAAAGAUUAAAUAACUAGAAGCAGGAAAAAAUCAAAAAUCAGAAGAUUUGGAAAAAGUGAAAUUGAAAGCCAAAAUAUUCUCAUUAGAGAAAUAAUUAUAACUAUUAGAAUCUAGGGAUAACAUUUUGCAUAGAUCAGAUUUAAAAUCAAAUGAUGCUUAACCUCCAUAAGAAGUAUUUUUGAAUGUAUUAGAUUCCGUAUUUAAAUAAUUGGGAAAUAAUUUUGAAUAUCCUUAAUUCCUGUAUCCUUAAAUUGAUAGUCUUAUUCCAAAUUUAAUUGAACUUUUACCAACUUCACUUGGCUUAUUGUCAGAUAUGACAUUUUUACUCUACAAAACUAAAUUUUAUUCUAAUUUUUUAGCAAUUCCCUAAAGUAUUAAAUUAUCUAAACUAUUUUUUUUAGAUAAAUAGUUAUAAGAAGAUAGAAUCAAAUUAAAAACAUUAGAAUAACAUGUGAAUGAAAUAAUGUUUUGUGGAGGAUGCCAUUAAAAUUUUGAGAUUUGUUUCAAUCCCCAAACAGAAGAAUGGAAAAAAAAGGCUUAAGAAAAAGAAAUUGAUAAACCUAAUGUAUUGCAACACUCUUUACAAUUAACCUAAAGCACAAUUAUUUAAAAUUAUAUUAUUAAGACUGCAAAAUAAAAAUUAGAGUCUAGUUAUACCAAAGUUAUUAGAGAAAAUAAUUAAAUUCAUAAUUUGAACUUUUCACAAUAAAUGAAAUAGAAACAUGUUUUAUUUGAAAGGUUGAAUUGUGUUAUCCUAAUUUUGAUAUUAUCAUUUACUAAAGAUAAUAUAAUCUAUGCUUUAAAUAAUAUUUGUUAAGAUCUUAAAAUAGAUGUAUUUUUAAUUAUUAUUUUAGAAUCAAAUUUUAAUUUAGUAACUAUCAUAAUAGAUUUUUAAGAAGGACAUUGGUAUAUAUAUUUUAUAAUUAGAUAUGUUGAUUUUAUUUAAAUUGAAAGAUUUUGAAUCUGACAUUGAAUUAUUAUAUGCUAGUGUCAAUUGUAUCUAGGAAUUAAAUAAAAAAGGAAUUAAACUGUAAAUUUUUUAUUAAAAAUUUAGCACCGAAUCUCUAAAGUUUUUAAAAGAACUUAAUAAAAUAGGAAUGGAUAAUGAAUUAUCUUAGUUGAUAUAAUAAUUAGAAUGA